AUGGCAGGACAUAUGGUCCUGAAGGCGGACGAGAUAAACUGUCUUAUACACCGCUACCUGCAAGAAUCAGGUUUCAAACACGCCGCGUUCUCACUACGUGCUGAGGCUCAACUAGACGCCUUUGAUGCCUUCAACAAGAAUGUGCCAUAUGGGGAGCUUAUCUCGCUUCUCGGGAAGGCUUUGCUCUACAACGAAGCAGAGAAGCACUAUGUCGGCAAGGAUGAGAUGGUCACCAACUGCACCUCGCCAUUCUAUCUCAUGGAGGAACACAUAUGCAACGUUGACUCCAGACUCAAGCCAUCAGCUACGCUAGAAUCCGCCAUUGAAAAACGUAAGGUCGCGGAGUCCGUCGAAUACAAAGAGAUCAGUAAGGCUGCAAAGGUAGAAUGGGCGUCUCCUGCUGAUGGUGCGGUCUUGCAACCAAGGAGCGUCGUCCAAGAACUCAAAGGUGGCACGAAAAUGCGUGUAGAGCUCCCAGGAGGGCCAGUUAAAGAGCUCGAAUACGUGUCUUCCAUUGUGGGAGAACAGUACGACCUCACCCGGUUACUUGAGUGUGGUGGCUCUGAGCUCUUCUGCGUUGCCUGGAAUCCCCGCGAGCCGCAUCUUCUCGCCGCAGGCUCAAAAGAUGGCACUGUGCAUCUCAAACGAUUAUCUCAACUGCAUGGACCGACCAGUGCUACCCCUAAUAAUAUUGCUCUCAAGCUUGGCGGCGACGUUGACGGAGAUCUGACUUCUCUGGACUGGAAUUCUUUUGGGAACCUGCUUGCUAUCGGCUGUUACGACCACAAAGUACGGGUAAUCACAUCAAACGGCCAGCUGCACAUGGAAGGCGCUAUGCACAGGUCGCCGGUCUUCUCCGCGCGUUUCUCAAAAAAUGGCCACUGGCUGGUAUCCGCUGGCCUCGAUCAUGCAACCUGUGUUUGGAACAUCACAGAGAAGAAAUUGCAUAAGUACGCGAAGCACGAAGGUUGUUGCUUGGACGUUGUGUGGAUUUCCAACGAAGUCUUCGCUUUCUGCGGAUCAGAUAACAAGAUUCACGUAAUGCAUGUCGAUGACACUGAUCCCUUCGCGACGUUUAUUGGACAUACGAGCGAGGUGAACACGAUCCGAGUGGACCAUACCGCCAGUAUGCUCGCUUCGUGCUCUGAUGAUUACACUGCCUCUAUCUGGAACGUUUCCAAUCUGGGCAAGCGCAGCAAUAUGACCGUCGAGAUUACACAGCGUGUCGCGUUGGUCGGUCACGAAGAGCCAGUCAACAACAUCGGCUGGGCGGGCUCGUUGGGCACUGAGGUUGUUGCCACUUCGUCCUUCGAUUGCACAGCCCGUCUCUGGAACGCCAACACCGGCGCGUGCCUGAGAAUUUUCAGGGAUCACAUCAAACCCGUAUUCACUUUGGGCAUCAGCCCAAACAAGCGCCUGCUCGUUACUGGAGGAAGUGAUGGAUGGCUUCAUGUCUACGACAUUCGGGAAAUGCGACGCGUGUGGUCAUGGCGCCACAGCCUUCCCACCAACCGCGGUGUCUUCGAUUUGGCCUGGCAGGCAGAUCCUCAGACUGGCAGGGGUGUCAGGCUUGCCCUUGCCCUAGAGACCGGCGAAUUGUGUCUUAUCGACGUGAAGAACAUACCUGAGAUUCGGAGCCUAACAUGA
Messenger RNA from Peniophora sp. CBMAI 1063, 1647 nucleotides. Lineage: Eukaryota; Fungi; Basidiomycota; Agaricomycetes; Russulales; Peniophoraceae. The record is from the annotation of a GenBank genome assembly.